AGAUUAUCAGACGGACAAAAUUAAAUCAGAGGAAACCGACGGCUCUGAUUCGGACGACGCAGAGGAGGAAACUGAAAGAGCGAGGAAUAAAAGGGCCUCUUCAAUAAAACGGUCAAAAAGAGUCGAUAGUGAAGGUAAGAGAAGAGGAGGUGGUUUUAACAAAGCAAGCAGACUUUCCCCACAACUUCAGGAACUUUUUUAGGAGUCCCUGAAUUGGCGAGGACUGAGGUAACUUUGAAACAUCUCGAUAAAUUUUCAGUUUCUUAUUUGUUAGUUUCAUAAUUCAGGAAGCUAUUUAGUUCUAAAAUUUCUGUUUUACAAUGGUGCUAGGUAGUCAAGCAAAUAUGGGCUUAUAUUAGAGAGAAAAAUUUGCAAGACCCAAUUAAAUAGAAAAAUAUAAUUUGUGAUGAGCAAUUGCAUGCAAUUUUUGGUGUUGAUUCCAUUGACAUGUUUCAAAUGAACAAAGCCUUGUCAAAACACAUCUUGCCCUUGGAUCUAGAUGAUGGUAAUAAAUCUGCCCCUUCAACCAUUUUGCUUUUGUUAAAAUAUUUUAGAUAAUGUUAUUCCAUAUGUUUGGUUUUUGGCUCAAAUUUCUCUACUUUUCUGAAACGUGCAAGUGAAAACUGCCGAUUCUACAGCUAGUAACCGGUAAAUGUGUUGGAAAUCAGAAAAGCACUUCUUUAUCGUAAAUUCUUAAUGUCGCUUUUUUCUCAGGAAUCAGGGCAUUAUUAAAUCAAGGAAGGAUACUGUUUUCCCUUCAGCAAUAUGCUCCAAAUGUCUUCUAAGUCCAACCAAUGUAUUAUCUAAUAUGAUAUGCUGCCUUUGUUUCAGUCAAGUCAUUGGAGAAGGAAAAACCAUGGAAGCAUGAAAGAGAAGAAGUCAAAUCAAUGGAGAAGGAAAAACCAAGAAAUCACGAGAGAGACGAAGCAUUUGCGCGGUUGUAUCCGUUCAGAUCCAGAUGAAGAAAAGCAAAGGAAAAAGCGACAGAAGGGAUUUCUUGCUCCUCUUCAACUUUCGGACGCUCUAGUAAAAUUUCUUGGAACCGGAGAAAAUGAGCUUACGCGGGCUUCUGUAAUAAAGAGAAUGUUGGAUUACAUAAAAGAAAAUAAUUUCCAGGAUCCAUCUGACAAGAGGAAAGUAAUAUGUGACGAGAAGCUGAAAGAGCUCUUCGAUGUCGAAACCUUCCAUGGGUUCACUGUUACAAAACUCUUGGCUGCUCAUUUUCUCAAGAGUUGACCUACUUGGAUUGCGGGUAUCGUUCUCGUUAAGAAACAAGGAAUCCAUUCAUUGUUUUGCUUAGGAG
This is a messenger RNA of Hibiscus syriacus, 1303 nucleotides long. Its product is annotated as upstream activation factor subunit spp27-like. Bases 814 to 1236 code for a protein of 140 amino acids. The transcript has 5 exons. NCBI's taxonomy places the organism in Eukaryota, Viridiplantae, Streptophyta, Magnoliopsida, Malvales, Malvaceae. Gene Ontology annotation, cellular component: nucleus. The record is from RefSeq and is a predicted model, not a curated record.